UCUAACGUAAAUGCCUUUCUCCUUCGCGCUGUGUUUCUCUGCUGCUGCUCUCCCUCCGAAUCGGACCGAGAAGGGGCAGCUUCAGAGGCCGGCUUACGCGUAAAUAGCCAGAGUGUUUUAACUGAAGGAGUUAGAGCAACAACUGCUUGGAAAAGGCAGGGGCUGCCUGCUUGCCACUGACAGAGCUCAGCCCACCAGGCACCGAGCCGUGCAUGGGGGAGACUUGGUGACGGUGACAGUUCGGAGGAGGAGGAAGGAGAAACGUGUCUGGCCCCACAGAAGGAUCUUUAAAUCCAAGAGCGGGGGAGGGAGGCUGGCAGCCACAACCGAGCUGGGCAUCAUGUCAGACACCCGGUGGCGAUGUGUUGAGAGGAACUUUUUACUAUGGUGAGGAGGACGCAGUAAGGACAUGGGAAAUUUGCUCCACUGAUCUCCAGCAGGAUUUGGGGCAGGGGAUCUGUCGGUCCGAGCUGUCAGGGAUUGCGCUCUGAGAAGAAAACCCCUACUGCUCAUGCCAUGAAGGAGGAGAAUUUUCUUCGUCGCAGGUUCUCUCUCUGUCCUGCUUCUUCCACCCCUCAGAAAAUUGACCCUCGCAAGCUGACACGGAAUCUGUUCUUCGGGGCUGAUAAUGAGAUCUACCCACUCAGCCCAGGAAAAGACAUGGAAGGAAACAGCCUGUCAGCACUGAAGGAUGAGGCUCCACAGACUCCAGUCUCCAUUAGUAAGACUGAGUAUAAGCUUUGCAAUGGGUCUGAUAAAGAGUGUGCGUCUCCCACAGCCAAAUUUACUAAGAAGGAGACAUUGAAGGUACAGAAGAAGAAUUACAGACAGGAGAAGAAAAGAGCCACCAAGCAACUCUUCAGUGCUCUAAAGGAUCCCAGUGUGGUGAUUAUGGCAGACUGGCUGAAGAUCCGUGGGACUCUGAAAAGCUGGACCAAGCUGUGGUGUGUUCUGAAACCAGGAGUGCUGCUGAUUUAUAAAACACCAAAGAUCGGUCAGUGGGUGGGCACCAUCCUGCUCCAUUCCUGCGAGCUGAUUGAGAGACCCUCCAAAAAGGAUGGCUUCUGUUUUAAACUCUUCCACCCCUUGGAUCAGUCCAUCUGGGCUGUGAAAGGUCCAAAGGGAGAAAAUGUUGGUUCCAUCACUCAGCCUCUUCCCAGCAGCUACUUGAUCUUCAGAGCAGCCUCGGAAUCAGAUGGCCGAUGUUGGUUGGAUGCUCUGGAACUUGCCCUGCGUUGCUCCAGUCUCUUCCGACUCAGCGCCUCCAAACAGGGGAAGGAUGGAGACCUGAACUGCUCUUCUGAUUCUUCACAUGCUGGGCUGUAUAACCUGUUGCACACGGCCACCAUCUCUGACCAGGAGCUCUUCCAUUUUAAUGAAUCAGCCCUGGAAAAUCACCACGUGGAAAAUGAUGCUUUUUCGGACAAGUCUGAGAGAGACAACAUAGAGGAGUCUGAGAAUGAAACUCAGGAGAACAGCCGGAAGACGAAUGAAAGCGAGAGUGACCAGUCUGAAAUUCACGGGGAUAUGUCCCAGGAAAGGAAAGGGACGACCUAUAUGGAACAGAUCUAUGAGGAAUUUGGGGAGGUAUCUCAUCACCCACCAGUGUCAGCCUUUCACGUCAGUAAUAGGAAGGAUGGGUUCUGCAUUUCUGGCAGCAUUCUAGCCAAGUCCAAGUUUUAUGGUAACUCACUUUCUGCGUUAUUGGAUGGGAAAGCCAAGCUUACGUUUCUAAACAGGGAUGAAGACUACAUCAUUACGAUGCCAUAUGCCCAUUGUAAAGGAAUUUUAUACGGUACCAUGACAAUGGAACUUGGAGGGAAAGUUACUAUUGAAUGUGAGAAAAGCAACCACAGAGCAGAGCUGGAGUUCAAACUAAAGCCCUUCUUUGGUGGCAGCACAAGCAUUAAUCAAAUCUCUGGGAAGAUUAAAUCAGGAGAAGAAGUGUUAGCAAGCCUUGAUGGACACUGGGAUGGGGAAGUGUAUAUAAAUGACUUGAAAAAUGGGAACACUGAAAUAUUCUGGAACCCAACCAGUGAGGUGCGGAGGCAGAGACUGAAACGCCACAUUGUGCUAUUUGAAGAGCAAACGGACUUUGAAUCGGAGAGACUUUGGCAGCAUGUAACAAGUGCAAUAAACAAAGGAGAUCAACACAAGGCAACUCAGGAGAAAUUUGUAUUGGAAGAAGAGCAGAGGAACGCUUCACGGGAGCGGAAGGAGAAUGGCACGGAGUGGAAGCCGCUGCUCUUCCGACAUGAUGCUGCUACCAAUGAAUGGCACUACAAAUACGAAGAUUUAAGGCCCUGGGACCCUUUAAAUGACAUUGCCCAGUUUGAGAAAGAUGGGAUACUUCAAACCAUGGAGAGGUACCUAUCCACAAGGAUGUCGUCCCACAAAACCAUGUGUAUAAACAACCAAGUUAUACGACACAAGAGAUCUGCGAAAGACUGCAGGCGUCGUAAAACCAGUGACCAACCAUCCAACCACAGCCAAAACACUGAGAGCAGCUGUUCAACACCAGAGUCUGUGCAGGAGCUGUCGGAUGAUGAUGGUUUUGAAAGUCCAUGUACACGGUGCGGAAAAGAAAUGAAUCACCUGAAGGAAAUCCACAUGACUGUCUUAUCCCUACAGAAAGCCCAGCAGGACAUACACAGAAACCUCACUGCUCUGAACAAAAAAUCUUUCUACAGGAAGGCCUCUUCCGAAAACCUCCUCCUGGACUCUCGCUGUUGGUUUCUCAUUUGCGUCUUUCUUACAUGUCAACUGUUCAUUAAUUAUGUCUUCAAAUAAAAGCACUACGUUUGGCAGCAAUAAAAGUUACUGGCUGCAGGAGGGUGACACUCACGCAAGGAGCCCAUCGAGGCACCAAGCACUUUAAAACCAACGCAGCAGAGCUGGAAGAAAGAGCCAGGCUAAAAGGGGACCCAGGGAACCAGCAGAGUUUAGUUCCUUCAGAUUGUCAUUUGCCUUUUUACGUGUACAUCUUCAAGGACCUCUUUACCUGUACGGGCCUUAAUGCUAAAGCCAAAUGUAGCUUUAAUUGUGCAAUUUGUUUUCUAUGUCUUGUCAUUUUCUGAUGCAAUCAAUAAUUACCAAGCAGUAUUGGUGCCCCAAUAAUGGCAAACAUCUACAUGGUUUUAGAAUGGUUCCAUUGGCUUGUUUUAUAGCUCUAAGGGCUGGGGGAGGUGGGAAGGGUUCUUAUUGUCAAUUUUCAAGAUGUCUGUCGGGUACAUUCAGUUAUGGGACGGGAACAACAGAUGAUGGUCCAAAAAUCCAACCACUUGGUUAUCGGUCACAGUUUCUCCUAGGAUCUUGCUGUUGACACACACACACACACACAGUUGGACCUGAAAAUAUGCAUCACACUCCACUGCACAGAGAUUGUAAAUAUGCACGAUUGCCGCCUUUAGGAAAAGGGAAUCAUUCAGUAAAGCUCCUCAUUCUGUUACAGAGCCGAUAAUGUCCUGAACUAGACCCACUGAGUCAAAUGUCAGACAUGCUUGUUUAUAAAUCCUGAUCCCUUUUUU
Terrapene triunguis (Three-toed box turtle) is the source of this 3527-nucleotide messenger RNA. It is a transcript of the gene OSBPL5, whose product is annotated as oxysterol binding protein like 5. The coding region runs from base 517 to 2790 and encodes 757 amino acids. Gene Ontology annotation, biological process: phospholipid transport. NCBI's taxonomy places the organism in Eukaryota, Metazoa, Chordata, Testudines, Emydidae. The transcript has 19 exons. The record is from RefSeq and is a predicted model, not a curated record. Gene Ontology annotation, molecular function: sterol binding. Gene Ontology annotation, cellular component: cytosol; intracellular membrane-bounded organelle; membrane.